AUGACAUUGGGCUUGGAGGUUAUGGAGGAUAUUGUUAUCGACGUGGUGGGCGAAGGGCUCCGAGAUAACGGAGCAGGGGAGCAAAUCGAGCUGGAGCGCACCGCGGAUGUUGUGGCAUCUCACGGGGAGGAGCGCGACUCGCGCUCGUGCAGCCCUCCGCAAGCGAGCCCCGCAAAAACGAAAGGUCCCGCGUCGGUCAAGCCUCCUUACUCGUACAUCGCCCUCAUCACCAUGGCCAUUUUGCAGAGUCCAAAAAAACGCCUGACUCUUAGCGAGAUCUGCGAUUUUAUCAGUCACCGCUUCGCCUAUUACCGUGAAAAGUUCCCUGCUUGGCAGAACUCUAUCAGGCACAACUUAUCUCUCAACGACUGCUUCAUAAAGAUGCCCAGAGAGCCCGGGAACCCCGGGAAGGGCAACUACUGGACCCUCGAUCCGAACUCCUCGGAUAUGUUCGAGAACGGCAGCUUUUUGCGCAGGAGGAAGCGCUUCAAGCGGCAACAUUUCCGCUACAAGGAGCACCAUCACGUGGAGCCCGGCCUGCACGCAUUCCCCCACGGACACUACGGGCUGGGGGCACCGGCGCUCCAGCUACCCGCUCUGGAUAUUUACCCCUACAUGCAUCAACAUCACCACCGCCAUCACCAUCACGCACCCAUCCCACCUGUCAGCAGCAUCUUGCCUGCUCUUUCCAGCUUCUUCUCCCGGAGCGCCCUGACAGCCAAGGCCUUCCUGCAGUCCCAACCCGCUAUCGAAACCUUCUCGGCGGCUCACUGCACCGCCUAUUCCGCCCCAAUGACUCCCGUGACUGCUUUCACGUCCCCGGCGCUUUUCCACCACCCAGCAGCGUCCUCACCUCACCUGGUCACCUUACAGCAGGACUAUCACAAGUUAGGCUCUCAGUGUGGAACUCUCGAGCUGACAGCUAAACACGUCGGUGAUGGCAAUGAAUAA
This is a messenger RNA of Nerophis lumbriciformis (worm pipefish), 951 nucleotides long. Lineage: Eukaryota; Metazoa; Chordata; Actinopteri; Syngnathiformes; Syngnathidae. The record is from RefSeq and is a predicted model, not a curated record.